Molecule: messenger RNA, 2730 nt
Organism: Coregonus clupeaformis (lake whitefish)
Lineage: Eukaryota; Metazoa; Chordata; Actinopteri; Salmoniformes; Salmonidae
Product: dorsal-ventral patterning tolloid-like protein 1
Exons: 16
Biological process (GO): proteolysis
Molecular function (GO): calcium ion binding; metalloendopeptidase activity
Source: RefSeq, a predicted model, not a curated record
ACAGCAUCAUGCAUUAUGCUAGGAACACCUUCUCACGAGGUAUGUUUCUAGACACCAUCCUCCCCUCUAGAGAUGAGAAUGGAAUCCGUCCUGCCAUUGGCCAAAGAACCAGACUCAGUAAAGGAGACACCACCCAGGCCAGGAAGCUCUACAGAUGCCCCGCGUGCGGCGAGACCCUCCAGGAGUCCACAGGUAACUUCUCGUCGCCCGGUUACCCCAACGGUUACCCCUCAUACACACACUGUGUCUGGAGGGUCUCUGUCACCCCGGGAGAGAAGAUUGUUCUUAACUUCACCACUAUGGAUCUGUAUAAGAGUUCUCUCUGUUGGUAUGACUAUAUAGAAGUCAGAGAUGGAUACUGGAGGAAGGCCCCACUGCUAGGUAGGUUCUGUGGGGAUAAGGUUCCUGAGGUGCUGGUGUCAACAGAGAGUCGGAUGUGGAUUGAGUUCCGAAGCAGCAGCAACUGGGUGGGCAAGGGAUUCACUGCCGCUUACGAAGCUAUCUGUGGGGGAGAGAUCUUGAAGGACCAGGGUCAGAUCCAGUCCCCUAACUAUCCUGAUGACUACCGUCCAUCUAAAGAGUGUGUCUGGAGCAUCACUGUGUCAGAGGGGUACAACGUAGGACUCAGCUUCCAGGCCUUUGAGAUUGAGAGACAUGACAGCUGUGCCUAUGACUACCUGGAGGUGCGUGACGGCCCGGCUGAAUCCAGCCCUCUGAUUGGUCGAUUCUGUGGGUAUGACAAACCAGAGGACGUCCACUCCACCUCACACACUCUCUGGAUGAAGUUUGUCUCAGACGGAACCGUCAACAAGGCCGGCUUCGCUGCCAACUUCUUCAAAGAGGAGGACGAGUGUUCUAAGCCAGAUAACGGGGGGUGUGAACAGAGGUGUGUGAAUACGCUGGGUAGCUUCAAGUGUACCUGCGACCCCGGAUACGAACUGGCACUGGACAAGAAGAGCUGUGAAGCUGCAUGUGGAGGUCUUCUGUCUAAGCUGAAUGGAACCAUCUCCACCCCCGGCUGGCCCAAGGAGUACCCCCCCAAUAAGAACUGUGUGUGGCAGGUAGUUGCUCCGACCCAGUACAGAAUAUCAAUGCAGUUUGAAGCCUUCGAGCUGGAGGGCAAUGAGGUGUGUAAGUAUGACUUUGUGGAGGUGCGUAGCGGCCUGUCAUCAGACAGCAAGCUGCACGGUAAAUACUGCGGCUCGGAGGUUCCCGAGGUCAUCACGUCCCAGUACAACAACAUGAGGAUAGAGUUCAAGUCUGACAACACCGUCUCCAAGAAGGGCUUCAAGGCACACUUCUUCUCUGAUAAAGAUGAAUGCAGUAAGGAUAAUGGCGGCUGCCAACAUGACUGUAUUAACACGGUGGGAUCGUACGUAUGCCAGUGUCGACAUGGAUUCAUACUACAUGAGAACAAACAUGAUUGUAAAGAAGCGGAGUGUGAGCAUAAGGUCCACAGCCCCAGCGGGACGCUGAGCAGCCCCAACUGGCCUGAUAAAUAUCCCAGCAGGAAGGAGUGUAUCUGGGACAUCACCACUACACCUGGACAUAGAGUCAGACUGUCAUUUAAUGAAUUUGAGAUAGAGCAGCAUCAGGAGUGUGCCUAUGAUCACCUGGAGGCAUUUGAUGGGGACGGUGACUCAGCGGCCAUCUUGGGUCGGCUGUGUGGCAGUAAGAUUCCAGAACCUCUGGUCUCCACGGGUAACAAGAUGUACCUGCGUUUCAUCUCUGACGCCUCGGUUCAGAGGAAAGGAUUCCAGGCCACACACUCCACUGAGUGUGGAGGGAGGUUGAAGGCAGAGGCUCGUCAGAAGAACCUCUACUCCCACUCCCAGUUUGGAGAUAACAACUACCCUGGCCAUACAGACUGUGAGUGGUUGGUGACGUCAGAGGAGGGUUAUGGUAUAGAGUUGACCUUUACGACCUUUGAGGUGGAGGAGGAGGCAGACUGUGGUUAUGACUACAUAGAGCUGUAUGAUGGUUAUGACUCUAACUCACACAGACUGGGACGGUUCUGUGGUUCUGGGCCCAGAGAGGAGAUCUACUCUGCGGGCGACGCGGUGUUGAUCCGUUUCCAUAGUGACGACACCAUCAGUAAGAAGGGGUUUCACAUCCGCUACACCAGCACCCAGUUCCAGCAGAACCUUCACACCAGGAAGUGAUGUCACAACACCCUGACCCCUAUCCUCACUGUGCCGACAAGACAACCACAGGCCCCUUCCUCCUCUGACUGACAGACGCCAAACAUACACACACACACACACACACUGUUUGAGGAGAGGAGUGAGUGUGGGUGAAUACCAGAGGAGAGAGGGGGAGGACUGACCAGUCCGUCUCUUAACAGGGGAGCUUCUAGAACUCUGAGGACUACAUGUGAAGAGACUGGAUCACAGCUUCACACUGGAACUGGAUUAAUGGAACUGCAUUAACAACUGGAACUGAAUUAAAUACUGAAACAGGCUUAAAUACUGAAAUUGGAUUAAAUACUGGAACUGGAUUAAAUACUAAAAAUGGAUUAAAUACUGAAACUGGAUUAAAUACUGAAACUGGAUUAAAUACUGGAACUGGGUUAAAUACUGGAACUUGAGUAUAAACAGGAACUGGAUUAUGAACUGAUCUAACAAGGACCAGUCCUACAUACAGAGAGCCCUGGAGUAGCUUAUUGACUGGCUGGCUGACUGUUUUACUGGCUGACUGUCUGAUUGGCUGGCUGACUGAUGGCUGGCUGAC